CCCGCAUCCCCGAGCCGUCGGCGGCGCGGGCACCGGAGCCCCGCCGAGGAGCUCCGGAGGGCGCCGGGGUGGCGGAGGCGGCUGCUGCGGCGGCGGCGGCGGGAGGAGAAGGGGAGCGGCUGCGCGCCGGAAGGAGCAGCAGGGCGGCGUGCCAGCGAUGGAGCGCUCGGUGGGGCCCUGGGGCGCGGAUCUCCGUGGCUCAGAGGACAGGGAGCAGCUGAGAGGCACCCGCACAGGUCUAGGGAGUGAGAACGUGGAGAUUUCUCAGCCAGAUGAGUUUGAACAUGCCCCACAGGAGGAUGACUUGGGGUUCAAGGAAGAGGAAGAUUUGGCCCCAGGUCAUGAAGUAGGAAAUGCCUCUCUCAAACCCGAAGGCAUUCAGACCUGGGAUGACUUGUGGGUCCAGAGAGUGGGACCUGGGAAACCACAGGCCCGGGACAGAGGCCCUCGGCUCCUGGGAGAACCACGCUGGGGCCAGGCUAGUGAUCGGGCUGCCGUGUGCGGCGAGUGUGGCAAGAGCUUUCGGCAGAUGUCAGAUCUGGUGAAACACCAGCGAACCCACACAGGGGAGAAGCCCUACAAGUGCGGGGUCUGUGGCAAGGGCUUUGGGGAUAGCUCUGCCCGCAUCAAACACCAGCGAACUCAUAGUGGUGAAAAGCCCUACAGAGCCCGGCCACCAGCCCAGGGCCCCCCAAAGAUUCCUCGGUCCAGGAUCCCUGCUGGUGAGCGCCCCACCAUCUGCGGUGAGUGCGGCAAGAGCUUCCGGCAGAGCUCUGACCUGGUGAAACACCAGCGGACGCACACGGGCGAGAAGCCCUACAAGUGCGGGGUCUGUGGCAAGGGCUUUGGUGACAGUUCUGCCCGUAUAAAGCACCAGCGGACGCACCGGGGGGAGCAGCCCCCCCGGCCCGUGGUGCCCCGACGGCAGCCAUCUCGAGCAGCCACAGCAGCCGCACAGGGACCUAAGGCCCAGGACAAGCCAUACAUCUGCACCGACUGUGGCAAAAGAUUUGUGCUCAGCUGCAGCCUCCUGAGCCACCAGCGCAGUCACCUGGGGCCCAAGCCUUUUGGCUGUGAUGUGUGUGGAAAGGAGUUUGCCAGGGGCUCAGAUCUGGUGAAGCACCUGCGGGUGCACACAGGAGAGAAGCCUUACCUCUGCCCCGAGUGUGGCAAGGGCUUCGCUGACAGCUCUGCCCGGGUCAAGCACCUCCGCACCCACAGUGGCGAGAGGCCUCAUGCCUGUCCGGAGUGUGCCCGCACCUUCAGCCUCAGCUCCACCCUUUUCCGCCACCGCCUCACUCACGCGGAGCCCCAAGACUUCAGCUUCCCAGGCUACCCCCUCGCCCCCCUGAUCCCCAGCCCACCCCCCAGCUCAAGCCCACCCCCACCUCCCCUCGGCACCAGCCCCCCGCUGACGCCUCGAAGCCCUUCGCACUCGGGUGAUGGCCCUUUCGGCCUGCCUGGCUUGGAGCCGGAGCCUGGGGGCCCACAGGCUGGGGAGCCGCCUCCACCGCUGGCGGGUGACAAGCCCCACAAGUGCCCUGAGUGUGGCAAGGGUUUCCGCCGAAGCUCGGACCUGGUGAAACACCAUCGUGUACACACGGGGGAAAAACCCUACCUCUGCCCUGAAUGCGGCAAGGGUUUUGCCGAUAGCUCCGCCCGAGUCAAGCACCUCCGCACCCACCGUGGUGAACGGGCUCGGCCACCGCCACCAUCCACUCUCCUGAGGCCACACAACCCCCCUGGCCCAGCACCCACGGCCCCUCGAUCCCGAGUCCGGGCUCAGCCCUCUGGGCCCAGCCAGCCCCACGUGUGUGGCUUCUGUGGGAAGGAGUUUCCCCGGAGCUCAGAUCUAGUCAAACAUAGGCGCACACACACCGGGGAGAAGCCAUACAAGUGUGCAGAGUGUGGCAAGGGUUUUGGUGACAGUUCUGCCCGCAUCAAGCACCAGCGUGGGCACCUGGUCUUGAGGCCCUUUGGGACAGGGGAUGGUCAGGCAAGGCCCCUCAAAGAGGAGCCACCAACGGGACUGGAAUGAUGGGGUCCAGGGAGGGUGGAGGCCCAGGAGACCAAAGGGGGGGGGUAUCUGCCACUUAAGCAGAGAAGA
Molecule: messenger RNA, 2107 nt
Organism: Eubalaena glacialis (North Atlantic right whale)
Lineage: Eukaryota; Metazoa; Chordata; Mammalia; Artiodactyla; Balaenidae
Gene: ZNF48
Product: zinc finger protein 48
Exons: 3
Coding region: 158-2038 (626 amino acids)
Biological process (GO): regulation of transcription by RNA polymerase II
Molecular function (GO): DNA-binding transcription factor activity, RNA polymerase II-specific; RNA polymerase II cis-regulatory region sequence-specific DNA binding
Source: RefSeq, a predicted model, not a curated record